Messenger RNA from Exophiala bonariae, 378 nucleotides. RefSeq lists its product as uncharacterized. The transcript is spliced from 2 exons. The record is from RefSeq and is a predicted model, not a curated record. NCBI's taxonomy places the organism in Eukaryota, Fungi, Ascomycota, Eurotiomycetes, Chaetothyriales, Herpotrichiellaceae. Bases 1 to 378 code for a protein of 125 amino acids.
AUGGCGUAUCUCCUCUACUCCAUCUUCUUUCUCUCCGUCAUCGUCGGAACAGCCCUCUAUUUCACCCGAGAGCGCUGGAUGCAGUACAUGCCCGACCGAGUACAAGAUGUCGUCUACUCCCGACUCCCGACAUCUUUCAUGGGUGAUGUCGAGUCCGGCUUCACGUCCAACGACUUCGACCUGGCAGGCAACGUUAUGGAGGGGGACUCGCGAUCGGGACUAGAUCCAAAAUCCAAGCGCGACAUUCAACGACUGAUGAAGAUCCGUGGCAUCAACUUUGACGAGGCCAGACGUGUAUAUAUGGAACAGCGAUUCAAGAAGGCCGGUAUUGGAGAGGAUGGGAUACCAAAAGAUCCAAAAUUUGUGUCGUUUUCCUGA